UUGACUUUUCAGUUUUCCCUUUCAUUUGUGGACGACUUGAUCAUUGUCAGAAACGAACCAGCUAGCCCGGGUGUUUAAGUAAGAAUGUGUGUCAAUCAGUUUAGGCAUGGGAUGCACUCCGUCGAAAUCUAAAACUACCUACACCCACAAUAAAAUCUGGAGAGACUUUGAUACAAGCUCCACCAUUCUUUCUGGCCUAAAAAGUUCUGUAUCGACUCCUGAAAGGCCACCUCAGCGAGCCUCUUUAGAAAGCAACAAAAUUGGUCAAAACCUUUUGAGUGUUCCUUGUCACGACUAUGCUGGUCGAAGAUUAAGCCAGUUGAGCAGUCCUGAUGUGUGGAGCCCAAUGUCCAGCCAGAGCAACAGCAGUCCCCUCAUCAAACCUCGACAAAGACUGAAAGCAAGCAGCAGUGAUAUGGACUCCUCUGACAGCGAAUCUCCUGGCCUUUAUAAAAGGUGAUAAGAUUUUUCUUGCCAAGUGGCACAUCGCCAAAGGUAGCUCUGAGGCUCUGUCUAGGAUAUCAGGUCUCAGUGCCAUGUCUAUUUAUCCCCAUGCCCCUGUGUAUCCUCUCGGUUUAAUUCCACUUGUUCAUGCCAGCUCAUCACACCUGCCAGUGACACCUGUGCCAAUAUAAAGGAGCCUGCCACUCCAAAGCAGACCUGUCUUUUGGAAGGAAAGAGGAAAAAUAGCCAUAUAAAAAUGAUGUUCAAUUGUCUGAUUUAUUUGCUGUUUUAUGUUCCUGGAGUAUUGUCUUAUUCAACAGGAGCUCCGAGUAUCCAGUGCAGAGACAUGAUGCCAGGUCAUGAUGUUCUAGCUUCAUCGAGCACUCCUGUCUACAAUGUUAGCAUCACUGUGAGCACCUACAGACCGGGCCAGACUGUUUCAGUAAAAAUAACGGGAGGUCAAUACAAAGGACUUCUUCUGGAAGCCAGGGAUGGACAUACUUCAAAUAUUGUUGGGAGCUGGAAUUCCUCCUCAAAUGCCAUCAAAUUUUUAAAUUGUGUCUCAAAAAAUGAUGCUGUGACACAUGCUGAUAACAGCCAGAAAUCAGACUUGGCUUAUCAGUGGAAGCCACCAAACUCCAAUCUUCCAAACACUGUCAUAUUUCAUGCAACCGUUGUUCAGAGUAAAGCAGUUUUCUGGACUAUGCUCAAAUCACCCAAGCUUCUUCUUGGUAAGUAUGUCCCAAAAUAAUAUUUUAAGAGGAGACAUGGAGAUACAAUGGAGGAAAUGUAGAAACUAUCAAUUAUUGUCUAUCAGGUUCUUCAGUAAGAUUCAGAAUAAA
Erpetoichthys calabaricus (reedfish) is the source of this 1286-nucleotide messenger RNA. Its product is annotated as putative defense protein 3. NCBI's taxonomy places the organism in Eukaryota, Metazoa, Chordata, Cladistia, Polypteriformes, Polypteridae. The record is from RefSeq and is a predicted model, not a curated record. Bases 701 to 1195 code for a protein of 164 amino acids. Gene Ontology annotation, molecular function: oxidoreductase activity, acting on metal ions. The transcript has 6 exons.